Molecule: messenger RNA, 585 nt
Organism: Didymodactylos carnosus
Lineage: Eukaryota; Metazoa; Rotifera; Eurotatoria; Philodinida; Philodinidae
Source: the annotation of a GenBank genome assembly
AUGCUCAGUGUGCAUGAUGUCAAUUGGAACUCAAAAUCAACUCGUGUUCUAGAUUUUGCGUGCGGCACCGGUCUCAUCACACGCAAUUUACAAGAUCACGUGUCGAAAAUUCUUGGUGUUGAUAUUUCGGAAAAAAUGAUAGAAAUAUAUAAUAAAAAAUUCGAAAACAACGAUAAUAUCCAUGGAAUAUGCACAGAUAUCCUUUCAUCCGAUUUCAAUGAUGAAAUAUCGACCGACUUCGAUGUCAUUGUCAUCGCAAAUGCAUUGCAUCAUCUUGGUGAUCCAAAGGGUGUGCUGUUGAAACUUUCGUCAUAUUUAAAACCUGGUGGACAUGUUAUUGUUCUUGACUUUUUUAAUUGUAAAGAAACGCAUGAAGGACGAAGUCAACUUUUUCCAAAACACGCUGAUCACGCAUCGUGUAUGGCCAGUCAUAUACAUGGAUUCACACCAGAGCAAUUUGAAGAUAUGUUCAAGAGUAUUGGCUUGAGUGAAGUGGUUACUGAUACUAGUUCGUGGCAAUAUGAAUUUGAGAAAGACGGUGAAAAGUUUUAUAUGAAAUACAUUCUCGGGCAUGGCAAAAAGUAA